AUGGGAAAAACGCACAUAUGGGAAAAACGCACAUAUGGGAAAAACGCAAAUAUGGGAAAAACGCAAAUAUGGGAAAAACGCAAAUAUGGGAAAAACGCAAAUAUGGGAAAAACGCAAAUAUGGGAAAAACGCAAAUAUGGGAAAAACGCAAAUAUGGGAAAAACGCAAAUAUGGGAAAAACGCAAAUAUGGGAAAAACGCAAAUAUGGGAAAAACGCAAAUAUGGGAAAAACGCAAAUGUGAGAGAAAUACAAAUAUGGGAAAAACGCUAAUAUGGGAGAAAUACAAAUAUGGGAAAAACGCGAAUAUGCGAAAAACGAGAAAAUGGGAAAAACGCGAAUAUGGGAAAAAUGCGAAUAUGGGAAAAACGCGAAUAUGGCAAAAACGCGAAUAUGACAAAAACGCAAAUAUGGCAAAAACGCAAAUAUGGCAGAGACGCGAAUAUGGCAAAAACGAGAAUAUGGAAAAAAAGCAAAUAUGGCAAAAAUGCAAAUAUGGCAAAAAAGGAAAUAUAUCAAAAAAGCAAAUAUGGCAAAAAAGCAAAUAUGGCAAAAAAGCAAAUAUGGCAAAAAAGCAAAUAUGGCAAAAAAGCAAAUAUGGCAAAAACGCGAAUAUGGCAAAAACGCGAAAAUGGCAAAAACGCGAAUAUGGCAAAAACGCGAAUAUGGCAAAAACGCGAAUAUGGCAAAAACGCGAAUAUGGCAAAAACGCGAAUUUGGCAAAAAUGCGAAUAUGGCAAAAACGCGAAUAUGGCAAAAACGAGAAUAUGGAAAAAAGCAAAUAUUCCAAAAUUGCAAAUAUGGCAAAAAAGGAAAUAUAUCAAAAAAGCAAAUAUGGCAAAAAAGCAAAUAUGGCAAAACAGCAAAUAUGGCAAAACAGCAAAUGUUUCAAAACAGCAAAUAUGGCAAAAACGCGAAUAUGGCAAAAACGCGAAUAUGACAAAAACGCGAAUAUGAAUAAAAUGCGAAUAUGGAAAAAAAGCAAAUAUGGAAAAAAGCAAAUAUGGUAA
Molecule: messenger RNA, 1008 nt
Organism: Schistocerca cancellata (South American locust)
Lineage: Eukaryota; Metazoa; Arthropoda; Insecta; Orthoptera; Acrididae
Exons: 1
Coding region: 1-1008 (335 amino acids)
Source: RefSeq, a predicted model, not a curated record